Molecule: messenger RNA, 861 nt
Organism: Lasiosphaeria miniovina
Lineage: Eukaryota; Fungi; Ascomycota; Sordariomycetes; Sordariales; Lasiosphaeriaceae
Exons: 2
Coding region: 1-861 (286 amino acids)
Source: RefSeq, a predicted model, not a curated record
AUGAACGACACUCGUCGAGGAGAAGAAGCCGGCGAGGAACGGCCGCUGCUGAGAAAGCCCGCACGGCACUCGCUCGCCACCCAAUGGAAGAGACACAUGGCGGCCCAUGUGAGCCGGGACUGGGCCGACGUCGUGCUCGUCUCGUGCUACCUCAUCACUGGCCUGCUCGAUAGCGCAUCUAUCUCGGUGUGGGGGUCGUUCGUGUCGAUGCAAACAGGAAACACUGUAUAUCUCGGACUCGGCUUGGCCGCACCGACCGAGUCAACUCGCUGGGUCAAGUCGGGAGUGUCUCUGGCCUCCUUCUGCAUCGGGUCGUUUCUCUUCAGCCGGUUCCACCGCUACUUCUCUCCCAAGCGCCGGUGGGUCUUGGUCGCCUCUUUUACCGGGCAGUUCUGCUUCACCGCCGCCGCCGCCGCCAUCGUCAGCGCCGCCGGGACGCCCGCCAACAAGGAGGAGGCUGGGUGGCGUGUGCUCGUGCCCAUCGCGCUCGUCGCCUUCCAGAGCUGCGGCCAGGCCGUCACGAGCCGCGCGCUCCGCUACAACGCCCUCACUAGCGUGGUGCUGACGAGCAUCUACUGCGACCUGUUCUCCGACUCGGAGCUGUUUGCGCUGCUCAACGCCGAGCGGAACCGCCGCGCCGGCGCGCCGCUGUUCCUCCUGCUCGGCGCGUUCCUCGGCGGCAGGUUUGCACACAGCUCGUUUGGCGUUGCCGGGGCACUGUGGGCGGCGUCGGCGCUCAAGAUGGCCGUCGUCGUGGCGUGGCUUGUCUGGCCCUCGAACCCUCCCGCUUCGCGGGGCGAUGCCGACGAAGGGCGACGGCGGCAAGAUAGCGAUUCUCGACUGCUUCCAGCUGCGAAUUAG